AUGAAUUUUAAUUAAAUAUGGGUGUUGGUCCCAUUUUCUAUUGUGAUAGCGAUCAUCGCAUACUUGGAAAUAAUGAUGAUAUACGUAAACUAGAGUUCUUAAAAUAGAUUUUCAUAAAUCCAGAUGAAAAAGAAAUUCUAUUGUUGAUUUUACAUCAUUUACUAUUGUUAGUUGUUAUAUACUCAUUUUACAAAACGUCUACGACUAAACCAGGAACACCAACAUAAACUGAUACCGAAAAUAACCCUUUACUUACUUAAAGGAAAACUUGUAAAUUUUGUAAGCAUACUAAACCAAUGAGAUGUCAUCAUUGCAGAUAAUGCAAUAAAUGUAUAUUGAGAAUGGAUCAUCAUUGUCCUUGGGUAAAUAAUUGUAUAGGGCAGAACAAUUAUAAAUAUUUUUUUUGUUUGGUUUUUUAUGCUAGUAAUUUAAAAUGAAUAUUUAGAGCCCUUACUACAAUUGUUUACUUUGGCAUAUAUUUCAAUAAAAUUUUAAAAAAUCCUCCAACAGGUUCUAUUGAUACUUAUUUUAUAAUUUUUUCAGCUACUUUAAGUUUCAUAUUGAUGAUAAUUCUAUUUUUAUUCUUAGCAUUUCAUACAAAGUAAAGAUAGAUUUUUAUAAAAGAUUAAUAAGCCAUAAUUAAACUACACUUGAAUACUUUGAAAAAUAACGAGAAUACUAUGAUAAAGAUGUAGUAUCUAAUUUUCAUGAUUUUUUGGGACCAGGAUGUUGGUUAAUUCCUAUUUGA
Molecule: messenger RNA, 748 nt
Organism: Paramecium sonneborni
Lineage: Eukaryota; Ciliophora; Oligohymenophorea; Peniculida; Parameciidae
Source: the annotation of a GenBank genome assembly